Messenger RNA from Meriones unguiculatus (Mongolian gerbil), 7853 nucleotides. RefSeq names its product M-phase phosphoprotein 9 (gene Mphosph9). The transcript has 23 exons. The coding region runs from base 312 to 3746 and encodes 1144 amino acids. The record is from RefSeq and is a predicted model, not a curated record. NCBI's taxonomy places the organism in Eukaryota, Metazoa, Chordata, Mammalia, Rodentia, Muridae. Gene Ontology annotation, cellular component: centriole.
UCGGGCAGGUGUCUGCGCGCUCUGCGCUCCGCGGCUCGGCCCUCCUCGGAGCAGCCAAUCGCGGGCGAGACGCCGGGCGCGCGCACGCUCCUCGGAGUUUAACGGUCGCGUGGGGCCAAUCUCCCGCUCCCGACCUGGGCGGAGGCGAGGACAGACCCUUUGGAAGUGCAGCAGAUUUCGAAGUGCUGAAUGUCAGCUGCUGAGGAUGCCUGUAGACGGUGAAGUGGCUGAAGAAGACUCGGAAGCCAUCUCCUCCUCUAGGAAGAGCAACAGUGUUUCCAAAUGACAGAGCUUAACAAUUUUCGUAUGAUAUGGAGGAUUUUGAUUUGGUGGAAACUUCACAAAAAACUUCACCUUCUUUAGAAUCUGGUAUCAAAAGUACUCCCCAUUCUCUUGGGUUGAGCUUACAUGCUAAUAGAAGUAGUCCCCACCUUAGUACAAAUGGGGUAUCCUCUUUCUCAGGGAAGACCGGACCACCAGUCAUUCAAGGCACAGUCGAAGUCCUCACUGCUUUAACACAAGAAUUGCAGAACAGUGGCCAGACUGACCCAGAACCUUGGAAGAACUGUGAGGCCAGGUGGUUGCAGCUGCUCAGGGUAGUUGAACGACAGUGCCAGGAGCAGAUUGUCACCCAGCAGGAGCGGUUCCACAGGCAGAUCCAGCGAAUACAGGAGGAGAUAAGGAAGCUAGUAAAACUACAGAUCAGCAAUGUUUCCUGGCCUUCAUGCAGCAGCAGUUCUGUGAGUGAACAGGUGUCCUCAGAAAGCCAAAUGGGCUUCUUCUCUGAAAACAGUGAGAGAAAUGAGUCUGUUAUCAGUUACCCAGAGUCUAAGGAACCUGAGACACAGCCAGAAUCAUCCGCAUGUCACCCAGACUGCAAUGUGGACAGCAGCUCAGUGAGUAGUGGCUACGGCACCUUCUGUAUCCUGGACAUGAACACUCACGGGGCUGAGGAGUCCACGGAACCCUUGGAGUCUGAGGCGGCUUCUCAGGGGCAACACGAAGCCCCUGGGGUGCAGGCACAGGCCCCUGUAGGUGGCAUAGCUGCCAUUAACUUUUUCACACACACCCCUGAAGAGCUUUGUGCAUCCCUGAAGGAAGAUGUCUCCACUUUUCCUGGUGAAUUUGAACAUAAUUUUCUUGGUGAAAACAAAAUUUCUGAAGUAUACAGUGGAAAAGCAAAUAGUAUUAAGUCUGUAACAUCAUGGGCACAAAAGCUAAAGCAGAACCAGCCCAAGCAAGCACAUACAGAAGAUGGCUGCUCAAGACCUAAGCCAGGGAACGAGCCAAACCGGAAGCCUCCAGUUGAAACAGCUAACCUUGCUGCUGCAGCUGUACAUCCUUGUGCCUUUUACCUCAAUAAACCAACUGAAAGCUCAGGUUCUUGGAUGUCUGAUUCAGGAACAGGGUUGACUUACUGGAACUUGGAGGAAAAAGACAUGUAUCACUCUUUGCCUGAAACUUUGGAGAAGACAUUUGUACCAUCCCCUCCAGAGAGGCCUCUGAGCCAGGUCCUGUCUCUCGACCCAUCCAUUCACAUGAAGCCAAAGGAGCAGAUGUCGGGGAUUCAGCCCCAUGGCUUUUUGAAUGCUCUGGAUGACAGAAUAUCCUUUUCACCAGACUCUGUUCUGGAACCAAGCCUGUCUAGUCACUCUGACAUUGACUCAUUUUCACAAGCAAGUCAUAACGCUUCUCAGGUAUCUGGGUUCCCCAAAUAUCCUUCAAGUAUGAAAGCAUCGCCCGUGGACACUUGGAAAAACCAUGCAUUCCAAAAUGAAAGCAGGACCGCUUCCACGAUCCCUUCACUCUACACCAUCACUAGCAACGAUAUCUCAGUCAAAACUGUAGAUGAAGAAAACACUGUCACAGUGACUUCUGCCUCAGUCAGUCAGUCCCAGCUUCCAGGUACAGCCAACCGUGUCCCAGAAUGCAUUUCAUUGGCUUCCCUGGAAGAUCCUGUGAUGUUUUCUAAAAUCAGGCAGAACCUCAAGGAAAAGCAUGCACGGCACGUAGCAGAUCUUCGAGCUUAUUAUGAAUCGGAGAUAAGUAGUUUGAAACAGAAACUGGAGGCAAAAGACGUUUCUGCUGUUGAAGAGUGGAAGAAGAAAAAUGAAAUUCUUGUAGACAGAUGUGGCCAAUUGGAUAGUGCAUUGAACGAGGCUACUAGUCGAGUGCGAACACUUGAAAAUAAGAAUAAUUUGCUAGAGACAGAAGUGAAUGAUUUGAGAGAACGCUUCAAUGCAGCCAGCAGUGCCUCCAAGAUUUUGCAGGAACGAAUCGAAGAAAUGAGAACAAGCAGUAAAGAAAAGGAUAACACCAUCAUUCGGCUAAAAUGUCGGCUGCAGGAUCUGGAAGAAGCAUUUGAGAAUGCCUACAAGCUCUCAGAUGAUAAAGAUGCUAGGCUGAAACAAGAAAACAAAAUGUUUCAAGAUCUCUUAGGAGAGUAUGAAUCCCUCGGAAAAGAGCAUGGGCGAGUAAAGGAUACAUUAAACACAACUGAGAACAAAUUGCUUGAUGCACACACUCAGAUUUCUGAUUUGAAAAGGGUGAUCUCAAAACUGGAAGCUCAGGUGAAGCAAGUAGAGCAUGAGAGCAUGCUGAGUCUCCGUUAUAGCACUAAAGCUGCCGCGAGGCCGUCCCAGGCCAGCAUGCUAGCCACCUCAGAUGUCAGCAGGAGGAAGUGGCUGAUUCCGGGAGCAGAAUACUCCAUCUUCACUGGGCAGCCUCUGGACACCAGGGACAGGAAGACAGAUAACCAGCUGGAGGAAACCACUGUUCCUGGAUACCAUUCUCCUCCAGAAAAGGACUCUUCCCUUGGACGGUCACCAGCAAACUUACUGAGUAAAAAGCAGAGGGACUCUUCAGACACACCAGUCAUGAAAGCUUUAAAGGAACUCGAUGAAGAAAGAAUAUUUAAAAAUUGGGGGACACAGACAGAGAAAGAGGAUACCUCAAGUAAAUUAGUGAAUCCUCGGCAAACUGAACCUUCAGUCAAUACAGGCCGCUCCCCAGAGAAAUGUGCCCAGCAGAGACCAAAGAGACAGAGUUCAGCUUCACAAAGGUCGUCAUCUCUCCCACCCUCCAAUCGUAAAGCAAACACUCCAACAAAAAGAGAGAUUAUGUUAACGCCGGUGACUGUGGCUUAUAGUCCUAAGCGGUCCCCUAAGGAAAAUUUGUCCCCAGGAUUUAGUCAUUUGCUUAGCAAAAAUGAAAGCAGUCCAAGUCGAUUUGAUAUCCUUUUGGAUGAUUUAGAUACUGUUCCUGUGUCCACGUUACAACGAACCAAUCCAAGGAAACAGCUCCAGUUUCUUCUAGAUGACUCGGAAGGAAAAAAGUAUUCAGAAAAAGCUAGUGAUGACCCCGUUAAUCAUAGUUCUUGUCCUAAGCCCUUGCCAAAUGGAGUGAAGAAAGUGUCCGCGAGACAAGCCUGGGAGAAGAGUAAAUCAGUUAGCCUCGAGCAGUGUAAGCCAGUGUCAGCAGCGCCACAGGGUAAUGAUUUUGAAUAUACAGCAAAAAUUAGGACCCUAGCUGAAACGGAGCGAUUUUUUGAUGAACUUACAAAAGAAAAAGACCAGAUUGAGGCAGCACUAAGCCGAAUGCCUUCUCCUGGAGGAAGAAUCACUUUACAAACAAGACUUAAUCAGGAAGCCUUGGAAGAUCGCUUGGAAAGGAUCAAUCGUGAACUGGGUUCAGUUCGAAUGACACUCAAGAAGUUUCAUGUCUUGCGCAGUUCUGCAAAUCUUUAAGAUUGGUAGCCAUUAAAUUUGAGACAUUUUUAUUUGCACUAAUGUACAAUUAUGCACUUGGAGAAGAAAAGCUCUUUUGUACUGUUUAUAAGCCUUCAAACAGUAGUUUUACAAUCAUGCUAUUCUUACACUUGCUAUUUUAUACUUCAAAUGGCCACAUAUUUUCAAGAUAUUUUUGCUAUGCUCAGGAACCUCUUGUAUAUUUUACUAUUUAAAAAGCAUUAUUUUUAAAUAGUAUUAUGUCUUCAAUUUCUAUCAACAGUAAGAAAAUGUAAAAAGGGGAGGCAGCUUGUUUCUAAAGAAAUAGUGUUAUCCUUUUACAAUGAACUUUGCACAUCAAUUUUAUAAACUUGUUCUACAUUGUAAAUAUAAUUCAUUUUGAAAAUAAAUGCUUGAUAGCUUCUAUAAGGAUAGGCUAACAUGCUGGACAUUUAAAAAAAUAUAGUAUAGUUUGCAUUUAGGUUCUGUAGAAGUUUUUAAGAAAUGAUAACACAAUUCCUAUGUGAAACAUAGGCCUUGUAGUGAAUAGUAGAAUAAUUGGGCCAGCAAAAUGGCUCAGCAGGUAAAAGUGCUUGCCACCAAGCCCAGCGACCAGUUUUGAGCUCCAUUAUUCACAGGUUAAAAAGAGAGAAAUGACCCCUGCAAGUCGUCCUCUGACCUCUACAGAUACACUGUGGCACGUUCCUGCCCUUUCCUACCCCAGUAGAUAAGUCAAUAUUUUUAAAAAUUAGUAAUAAUUUCAGUGUUUAAAAACUACAUAUAACCUAUUUCUCCAAAAUAUCUUUAUUUGUGAGGAAAGAAAAAAAAAUCAGAAAGCAGCAGGUGAGCACUGGAGUUUUCUGUUCAUCAUCCAUGAUUUAAGUUAUGUCACAUCUUGGACAGUUUCCAGGGCAGCUUCCCUUUCCAUUAAGCCCAUAGCUUAGCUCCCAAGGUGAUCAUACAGACAUUUCACCUCACCUGACCCACCAUUCCACCCUUGCCAAAAAGAAACGUAGCUGCUGUAAUGACUGUUGGUCUACACCAAGAGCACUGUAUAAUCAGAGCACUGCCUGAUCAUAGACAGGGCGGUGUCCAGAGAGAGAGCCUGGAGCCUUUGCCCAGGGCCUUGCUGCAGACUGUGGCCCACCAUCUGGGCUCCCUAGCUCUGAGAGCACUGUGUGGGCAGGAGAAGCUGUUCUGGUCUAGGAGCAGCAAGUACCCUGCUUGUGUUGGGACUGUUGGUGAUGUCUGGGCUGCUCUCCCACUUACUUUCUGCUGACCAGUCUGAACCUAGCACCCACAUAUUUGUGCUCAGAAUCUGCAGAUAGACUCAUCUGAGCUCUCAUCAUUGAUUUCCAGGGCCAGUGCUCAGGUUUUUGAUUUGGUUUGCUUCUGAGUUCUUUCUCCAUAUGUAGCUUUUCAUGUGUGGUUACAAUGAACCAAGGCAUCCCAGCAAUUCUGUUAGAUGUGUAUGCCUCAGCAGGAUUUCAGGUGGUCUUUGAACAGUUUCUCACCAAAGCUUCACCUGGUGAUAGGCCUGGGCCCUGUUCUACUUGUGGGGACUCUCAGGCAGGAGGGGACUCUGGAGAUGGGACUGAACCUUUGAGUUUAUCUUCAGGAGCCAGCUCAAGACUAAUCAGGAUUUCUUAUUGUUAGAAGCAAGUGCCUUUAUUCUUGAUUUUUCUUUUAGCCUUUUAAAAAUUGUUAGAGUUAAAUAAAUAAAUAAAAAGGUUCAUUUAAUCAAGCUUCUGUACAGCCUUUGUCUAGAGCUCAUGCAGGGAUAGUCUGUUUUUAAACAUGACCCUGUCUCUGUGUGCGACAGGCAGAACUAACAAGCUGGGAGUAUAACAGGCGCAGUGGUAGUGUGCUUGCCUCGCAUGUGAGGGCACAGGUUCUGCCCCAGCACCAACAAACAAGACUACUUGAACAAGCUGACAAUGUUUUCGUAGAUCUCAUUGUUCCCUCCUUUUAUUGUACAGUCUACUACAUUCUCAAGAAGAAAGAAAUUACCACUUCAGAUGAGGUGGUGGCUUUAUCUUGCCAAGGAGUUAUCUUCUUAGGUGCCUAUAAUUGGCUUAUUCCAAAAAAGGCAUUAAGCGCCAUCAAAACAUCUUCUGUGCUUCUCAGAAAGCAUAUGCUUUGGUUUUUGAAGUGUGUAAUAGAUUUAAACUAUCAAUUACUUACUUGAAAAAGAAAUUUUAUUCUUUUCUUCUUCAUAGCUAUGAAGAAAGACACCAAGGAAAAUUCUUGCAGCUGCCUCUCCCCUUAGUAAUGCAUAUCUUUUGAACACUCAACUAAAAAGCAACUGAGCCUAAAAGCGGGAAGGGUAGCAGUCUUAAAGAGCAUCUGUUACCCAAGAUAGGCAAACUGUUUCUGUGCUGGGAUGUGCAUGCAGCUAGUUAAAAACCAACUCAGUGAGCCUGCAGCUUUUGGGAAGUGCCUUUUAAAAUGUAUAUAGAAAGUGAAUUCUCCCACUAUGGAGAUCUGCCUCUUCCUUCUCACAAAACCAGGAGCCACAGGGGAUGGCUCCAGGUAAAGCAUUAGCACUAAAGCGCAGCUGCUGGGGAAGGGGCUUGGAGCCAGCCAGACCCAGGUCACACCCUGGCUCUGGCCUCCUUUCCUCAGUGUAAAGACCAAAUGAUAAGGAGAUACCUUUCAGUUCAGAUAGGCCAGUGUGUAGUAAUCGUGCACCAAACAGCAUGUUUUAGAUUUAUCAGUUACUGUGAUUUUGAGAUAGUGAUUUUUUUAACUGAUUGAUUUAUUUGUAUUUUAUGUGCACUGGUACUUUUCCUGCAUGUGUGUCUGUGUGAAGGUGUCAGAUCCCCUGGAACUGAAGUUACAGGCCGAUGUGAGCUGCCAUGUGGGUGCUUUGGGUAUUGAACCCAGGUUUUCUUUAAGAGCAGCCAGUGCUUUCAACUACUGAGCCACAUCUUUCCAGCCACACACAUAUAUAUUUUUAAAGGUAUACUAGGGCUUUGCACAUGCUGGCUAAUUUCACCGCUGAGCUUUAUAUCCCAACCCAGUGAUUGCUUGUUAAAGUUGAUGAUUUGCUUCAAUAUUGGAAUGUCAUUUUUUAUUAGGUGGUCUGUGUAUUCUUUGCUCGUUUAUAAAAAUCAAGGGUUUUCUUGCAUUUUAAAUGAAUUUUCUUGGUAUACUAUUUACUUAUUGGUUGACUAAAAUUGUAAAAGAUUAACUCAUCAAAUGUAAAUUCAGAAAGCAUUUUGAUCUUAAUUGAUGAAUGGGAUUUAUUGAGUAUAAAUAUUGGCUUUUUUCCAUUAUAGUUUAUUGUUGUUUUAACCAAAAUAACUUUUCCUUCAAAUGUUCCAUAAUUAGGCCCUUUAAGACAGUGGACCACCUGGAAGAGGUGCCUGUCACUGAGUGUUAGACUUCAUGGAUUUAUAACCAUUGAGAGACUAAUGUUUCACUUUCAACCUAGAAAAGCCAGGUGCUUUGCUAAAUGCUGCUUGUCUUUUGAACCCUGCACCCAAAUGUGUCGUAAAACCAGACAUUUAUAUCAUCUUAGGUUUCACAUGUCUCAAGAAAAAUUUUCACUAAUUUUAAAUGUGCCACUUCGUAGUGCAAGUCUCUAAGAUCCUUAAAAAAGUAAGUCACGGAUAGACUUUCAGUAGUCAUAAAGGGAAAUCGUAUUCGUCGGUGGAUCAUGCAUACUUUCAGAUGAUUAAACCCCUGGUAUUGCACAGGUUUUGCCAGAAAUUAUUUCCUGCCCUGCCAAGGAGCAAUAUGAAGUUUAAUACUUUGCUAAACUAGUCCAGUACUCUUAGAACUCACUAAAAGCCUUUCCCCAUCUGAUAUGCCCUUUAUUUCACUAGAGACCUCCGGUACAUGAGGACUCAAGCCAUACCUUUGGACUUGUUAAACUAUGCCUUCACUAUGACUACAGAUUUCAAAUUCUAUUUUCCUUACGUUGUCACUUUUCACUGUAACAGAGACCUAUAAUGUGAAAACAGUUGCUACAUACAGUGCUGCUGAUGGUCAGAUGAGUGCUGGUGGUGGUUGUCUUUUGAAAUCUGGUCAAACGCUGGAGUAAUAAAGUUGUAAGCUCCAUGAGAGCAGGGACCAUAUCUUCCAUCGUGCAUCCAGGCACUCAAUAAAUAUUUGUGGACCUGA